CUGCUACGCCUCAACGAAGAAGAGGAAGUUAAACUGCUGGUUGUCUGAAGGAAUUUUAGGAACUACACUAGACCACGCACAGAACAGUUCGGGGAAACUCGGAAGGAUUUUAACUUGGAGUCUUUGCUGUAAGUAGUAUCUGGACACAUAACUUCCCACCUCUUGAUCAAGAGUGCCAGAAAGCGAAAAGGAUUGGCCGAUUUAUCCACAGAGGAAAACUUUGCGAGCGAGCUAUCUAGCUAAGGAGCUAGCAUGCACUGAGUGGCAAGUUGUCAGCACAAAACAAACAAUUUAGCCGACGCUAGCUGGCGAGCAACAGGCAAGUAAAAUAUCAGGACUACUCUCUGAGAGGAUGAGUAACGUUAAACAGCCCCCGAGUUUAGAGGCUAGUGCAAACGGAGGAGCCCCCACCACCAACAUGGCCGACAUGACUGUGGAGGAUAUGACCAUACGGGCCAACCAGCUCACCGAUGAGUCGCUGGAGAGCACCCGACGAAUGUUGCAGAUGGCGGAGGAGAGCCGAGACACGGGUGCCAAGACCAUGGUCAUGCUGGAGGAGCAAGGGGAGCAACUGCAGCGGGUAGAGCAGGGGAUGGAUAAGAUCAACGAGGACAUGCGGCAGGCUGAGAAGAACCUCACUGACCUCUCCAAGUGCUGUGGCCUCUGUGUCUGCCCCUGUGACCAGGUGAAGUCCAUUGAGCGUAACGAGAAAUACAAGCGCACCUGGGGCACGGGUGAAAACGUGGACGCUUCCAAAGAGGGGGGCGUGGUGUCCAGCCAACCGACCGGCGUACGCAACGGGCAGGCCGGCCCACAGGUGGUCGUCUCCCAGGGAGGAUACAUCACGAGGGUAACAAACGAUGCGCGGGAGGAUGAGAUGGAGGAGAACCUGGAUGUGGUGGGCGGCAUCAUCGGCAACCUGAAGAACAUGGCCAUGGACAUGGGCAACGAGAUCGACAAGCAGAACAAGACCAUCGAUCGCAUCACCGACAAGGCUGAUAUGAACAAGGCUCGUAUCGACGACGCCAACAGUAGAGCCAACAAGCUCCUGUAGAGGGCCAACCUCUCCCAGGGAACUAUAGUCCAUCCCCCCCAGCCCAGCCCAGCCCAGCCCAGCCCAACUCAGCCCAGCCCAGCCCAGCCCAGCCCAGCCCAGCCCAGCCCAGCCCAGCCCAGCCCAGCCCAGCCCAGCCCAGCCCAGCCCAGCCCAGCCCUCCGCCAGCCUACACCAACCCGCUGCCCUCCUCCAGCCCAGCCCAGCCCAGUCCAGGACUUGACUCUCCCAGGGAACUCUAAUCCACCCUCCCUAACCCCUCUCCCCUGCCCUGUCCUGACCGCUGCCUUGGGCCAGCCCAUCGGCCCCAUUGGACAUACACUAAUUUAUAUGCUUAUCCAGACCCAUAUCCCUCUCCAGGCUACUCCACACAGCCUAAAUCUGCCCAACCUAUGUCACACUGUCCGUAAUGACCUGUACACUAGAAGAAUUAGGCUUAGCAGUAACCCUUAAUUAUGCCCCGUAAAGGAACUCUACCUAGUCCUCAAAACCUAAGUUCCCCAAACCUGGUAUUUGCACCUAAGCCCCAGCAGCCAGUCUCGGGGAGAUCCUACCAUCGACCACAUGCCCCCCCAGAGAUCAUCCUGUUCCCCCGGCAGCAGAGUGUCUCAAAGGGGGCAACAGUGACAUGGGUCAUCCCUAGUAAGACCCAGCAUUCACCAACCCCCUGGACAGGCCCCAAACGGGCUCCAGACAUCAUGGGUCGUCCCUAGUAAGACUCAGGGCCCAGCUCACCACCUCUUCCCUCUCGUCCAACCCCUCCCUCUGUGAGGACCUUAGUCUCAGGUGGGCUUCUGUGAGCCCUGUCUCUAAAGGCCUUCUGCUGCUUGAUCCUCCUCUCCUCUCCUCCCCUCUCCUCCCCUCUCCUCGGCUCUCCUCUCCUCUCCUCUGCUCUCCUCUCCUCUGCUCUCCUCUGCUCUCCUCUGCUCUCCUCUCCUCUGCUCUCCUCUGCUCUCCUCUGCUCUCCUCUCCUCUCCUCCCCUCUCCUCUCCUACUACAUUCUGCCUUCUGAACAUCAUGCCUCUGAGAACAUUUUAGCACACUUGCUCGUGCCAUUCAGCUGUACUGAGAUCAGUGCACGGGUGCACAAGGACUGAUAAAUUGGAACAGGAACUGAGCUGUCCUCUUAAUUUCUUGUUGUUUUUCUUUCACUCUUUUUCUUUAUUUUCCUCCACCCUCAUCAGAUUACAUUAUUGUUAUAUUUUCUUUUUGUUUUGUUUUCUGUUGGGGGGGCUCAUCUUGAAUUCUUAUAUUUCUGGCCCCAUCCUGUUGUGGAACAAGCCCUAACAAAUUGCCUUUUAUGUGCCUUGCCUUGCUCUCAUCUUUAUCUCUCCUCAAAAAUGAAAAGAUUUUUUAAAAAGGAAAAAAAACAUGUAGGCUUUUUAGAACAGUAGCUUCACAUAAACUAAUAUAUACAUAGAUUUGCACAGUUACACUCUUAUUUCCAGUGCCACCUGUGCCUGUUUUUUUUCUAAAUAUGUCGUACAACACACACACACACACACAUGCACACAUACACACUGCCUCUUGUACAAUCAAGUUCCCCUUCCCAUCCGAUGAAACAGUAAUGCUGGAAUUGUACAGGACGCAAUAGACCACCUCUCUCCAUCUCUGCUGUUCUGUUCAGGGGGGUUGUCUCCCGGUCAUGUUUAGCUGGAGGUGAAUGCCUGCCUCCUGACCUGGGGUGUCCUCCAAGAAGCUGAAGGUAAACCAGGUUGAGUUAAUCGUCAGCUAGUGCUAAAUCAUCUAAUAGAAGAGCCCGGAGUCCUUAUUUUCUGAACUAAAUGAUGUCACCUGAUGAUCUAUUAGCAGGUUUACAACUUCCUGUAUGUUAACUUAGCCAGGUGAAUCACUUAACCAUGUUCUUGGAGCAUCCCUUAGACCCGCCUGUAAGUGUUUGUUGUCCCUGGUCCUUUUUGUCCCUCGUCUGUGUCUGUGCCUUGUGGGGUUUGUACCGGUUGUCAUCCUGUGUGACGGAUAUGUCUCGGCCAAAGACCUGGGAUGCGAAAGUUCUCCUGUUACUGUUUUGUUUCGUUUCGUUUCAUUUUUGUUCUGAGUGAUGUGAACACAUGUAGGUGCAUGUCCCUUAGUUGGUGAAUCAUGACUUGGCAUCUGUAGAUUGCAUCAUGAUUGCCCUGUAAUUACUUUAUUUUGUUUGAUUUUUUGUUGUUGUAUCUGAUUGUAUCAUUUGGAGAGUGUGCGUGCCUAUUUAAUAAUUCUCACGGAGCAGCGAUGACUUUUAAGUGAAUAUUUUGUUUUUAAACCUCCGCACACAUAUGCUAGUCAUUUAGAGGAGGAGAAACUCAUUCGGGAUUCUACAAAGCCUUACUGUAUGUGAGUAAUAAAGAGUGUACAGUUUAUCAAGAGUGCUAUAAAUUUGAACUAAACUUUAAUUCAGCCCUCAUCUUGAAAAAAUCAGACUGGUGAACUGAACGUGUAAUACAUGUAUGUACAUAUAUAUAACUCAUAAUAAAGUCGAGAUUUUUUGCCCUGA
This is a messenger RNA of Engraulis encrasicolus (European anchovy), 3548 nucleotides long. RefSeq names its product synaptosomal-associated protein 23-like. Gene Ontology annotation, biological process: exocytosis; synaptic vesicle fusion to presynaptic active zone membrane; synaptic vesicle priming. Gene Ontology annotation, molecular function: SNAP receptor activity; syntaxin binding. The transcript has 8 exons. Bases 353 to 1054 code for a protein of 233 amino acids. Gene Ontology annotation, cellular component: plasma membrane; SNARE complex. Lineage: Eukaryota; Metazoa; Chordata; Actinopteri; Clupeiformes; Engraulidae. The record is from RefSeq and is a predicted model, not a curated record.